Messenger RNA from Nycticebus coucang (slow loris), 6082 nucleotides. RefSeq names its product prostaglandin F2 receptor inhibitor (gene PTGFRN). The record is from RefSeq and is a predicted model, not a curated record. Bases 85 to 2724 code for a protein of 879 amino acids. The transcript is spliced from 9 exons. NCBI's taxonomy places the organism in Eukaryota, Metazoa, Chordata, Mammalia, Primates, Lorisidae.
UGGAGCAGCCGGAGCUGGAGGAGGAGGAGGAGGAGCGGCGGCGGGAAGGAGGAGGCGGGGGAGCGGCGCUCCCGCCGGGCCAGAAUGGGGCGCCUGGCGCCCAGGCCGCUGCUGCUGGCUCUCCUGGGGCUGGCUCUGUGUCGAGGACGCGUGGUGAGAGUUCCAGCGGGGACCCUGGUCCGGGUGGUGGGCACCGAGCUGGCCAUACCCUGCAACGUCAGCGACUAUGACGGCCCCAGUGAGCAAAACUUUGAUUGGAGCUUCUCAUCUUUGGGGAGCAGCUUUGUGGAGCUCGCAAGUACCUGGGAGGUGGGGUUCCCAGCACAGCUGUACCGGGAGCGGCUGCACAGGGGCGACAUCCUGCUAAGGCGAACCGCCAAUGACGCCGUGGAGCUCCUCAUAAAGAACGUCCAGCCCUCGGACCAAGGCUACUACAAAUGUUCAACCCCCAGCACGGAUGCCACUGUCCAGGGCAACUAUGAGGAUACAGUGCAGGUUAAAGUGCUGGCCGACGCCCUGCACGUGGGCCCCAGCGCGCAGCCCCCGCCCAGCCUGAGCCUGCGAGAGGGGGAGCCCUUCGAGCUGCGCUGCCACGCGGCCUCCGCGUCACUGUCGCACACGCACCUGGCGCUGCAGUGGGAGCUGCACCGUGGCCCGGCGCAUCGCAGUGUCCUCACCCUGACGCACGAGGGCAGGUUCCACCCGGGCCCCGGGUAUGAGCAGCGCUACCACAGCGGGGACGUUCGCCUCGACACCGUGGGAAGCGACGCCUACCGCCUCUCCGUGUCCCGGGCCCUGUCCGCCGACCAGGGCUCCUACCGGUGCAUCGUCAGCGAAUGGAUUGCAGAGCAGGGCAGCUGGCAGGAAAUCCAAGAAAAGGCCGUGGAAGUCGCCACCCUGGUGAUCCAGCCAACAGUUCUGCGAGCAGCUGUGCCCAGGAAUGUCUCUGUGGUGGAAGGAAAGGAACUGGACCUGACUUGCAACAUCACAACAGACCGGACAGAUGACAUCCGCCCCGAGGUGACCUGGUACUUCAGCAGGAUGCCUGAUAGCACAUUGCCCGGCUCCCACGUGUUGGCACGGCUGGACCGUGACUCCCUGGUGCACAGCUCGCCUCACGUUGCUCUGAGUCACAUGGAUGCACGCUCCUACCAUUUACUGGUUCGAGAUGUUAGCAAAGAAAACUCCGGCUUCUAUUUCUGCCACGUGUCACUCUGGGCACCCGGAUACAACAGGAGCUGGCACAAAGUAGCAGAGGCCAUGUCUGCCCCAGCCAGUGUGGGCGUGACCUGGCUAGAACCAGACUACCAGGUGUACCUGGACGCUUCCAAGGUCCCUGGGUCUGCAGAUGACCCCACGGAGCUGGAAUGCCGGGUGGUGGACGCCAAGGGUGCGGAGGCAGGUGUCCGCUUCACUGUUUCCUGGUACUACAGGAUGAACCGGCGCAGUGACGACGUGGUGACCAGCGAGCUUCUUGCAGUCAUGGAUGGGGACUGGAUGCUGAAAUACGGGGAGAGGAGCAAGCAGCGGGCCCAGGAUGGAGAGUUUCUUUUUUCGAAGGAGCACAGAGACACAUUCAAUUUCCGGAUCCAAAGGACUACAGAGGAAGACAGAGGCAGUUACUACUGUGUGGUGUCUGCCUGGACCAAACAGCGCAACAGCAGCUGGGCAAAGAGCAAGGACGUCUUCUCCAAGCCUGUCAACAUAUUUUGGGCAUCAGAAGAUUCCGUGCUCGUGGUGAAAGCGAGGCAGCCAAAGCCCUUCUUUGCUGCAGGAAAUACAUUUGAGAUGACUUGCAAAGUGUCUUCCAAGAAUAUUAAAUCACCACGCUACUCUGUUCUCAUCACGGCCGAGAAGCCUGUUGGGGACCUCUCCAGUCCCAAUGAAACCAAGUACAUCAUCUCCCUGGACCAGGAUUCUGUGGUGAAACUGGAGAAUUGGACAGACGCGUCACGGGUGGAUGGUGUCGUGUUAGAAAAAGUGCAGGAGGAUGAAUUUCGCUACCGAAUGUACCAGACUCAGGUGUCAGAUGCGGGGCUGUACCGCUGCAUGGUGACGGCGUGGUCGCCUGUCAGGGGCAGCCUUUGGCGAGAAGCGGCAACCAGCCUCUCCAAUCCCAUCGAGAUAGACUUCCCAACCUCAGGUCCUCUAUUCAAUGCCUCUGUGCACUCAGACACACCGUCAGUCAUCCGGGGAGAUCUGAUCAAGUUGUUCUGCAUCAUCACUGUUGAAGGAGCAGCUCUGGAUCCAGACGACAUGGCCUUCGAUGUGUCCUGGUUUGCUGUGCAUUCCUUCGGCCUGGACAAGGCUCCUGUCCUCCUGUCUUCGCUGGAUCGGAAGGGGAUCGUGACCACGGCCCAGAGGGACUGGAAGAGCAGCCUCAGCCUGGAGCGUGUGAGUGCAUUGGAGUUCCUGCUGCAAGUGCAUGGCUCCGAGGACCAGGACUUUGGCAACUACUACUGUUCUGUGACUCCCUGGGUGAAGUCACCAACAGGUUCCUGGCAGAAGGAGGCAGAGAUCCACUCCAAGCCCAUCUUUAUAACUGUGAAGAUGGAUGUGCUGGACGCCUUCAAGUACCCCCUCUUGAUCGGCGUUGGUCUGUCCACUGUCAUUGGGCUGUUGUCCUGCCUCAUUGGGUACUGCAGCUCCCACUGGUGCUGUAAGAAGGAGGUUCAGGAGACCAGGCGUGAGCGCCGCCGGCUCAUGUCAAUGGAGAUGGACUAGGCUGGCCCAGGAAGGGAGUGACAGAGUGACCGAGGAACGUUCCAGCAACAAUUGGGGCGAGAAGAGGACAGUGAUCUUUUAAAGCAAAGUGUGUUACACUAAAAACCAGUCCUCUCUAAUCUCAGGUGGGACUUGGCGCGCUCCCCUUUCUGCAUGUCAAGUUCUGAGCGCGGACACAUUUACCAGCACACAGCUCUUCUUCCCACGGCACUUUCUGUAACAAUCGAGUGUGUGUUUUCCCAACUGCAGCUUUUUAAUGGUUAACCUUUGUCUAAUUUUUUUCUCCUGCCAGUUUAUAGAUUCUCUGACGUGUGUGUGUUUAUAGCUUUGUUUCGAGGAGUUGUGGUGAGGAAGGGGGUGAUGGCGUUCGGGGUUCUGUGUCUUGGGUGAGGAUGGGCCUGACCGGUGAGAGCCGGCUUCCAGGGCAGAGGCGUGUGUAAGAGACUGCUGCUAACAGCCACCCUCCACCCCCGCCGGGAGACAACACGGGCCUAUGCCAAGGCUGAUUUGUGGCUUUUACUUUUCUACCCCACCCCUAUUUUCAGGGGUUUAGACUACAUUUGAAAUCUAAACUUAGAGCAUAUAACUUCUAUUGAGCCCAAAUGCUUUUUUUCUUUCCUUUUUUUUUUGGCUCCUCUGCCUUUUUUCCAUUUCUUUUGUAUUUGUUUUAUGUGACAGUGCUGAAGUGGCAGCCCUGGAAUCUAGAAUUUGGCUCUCCACCGAGCACCUUAUCUUGCCACCUUAGCCUUAAGAAUGAAGAUAAAGAAAAAUAAAACAACCACCUCUGUCUAGGGCAGCAAGAAGAUCUGCAAGGAAGAGGAGGUUGGGGACAAGGAAAGGAACAGACACUCACUCCAAUAGUUCUGAGGCCACUGUGCCUCAGGGACCCCAGGGACAGCCGAGGAAAGACUCUGGGAAGUUAGGUUUGUGCAGCUUCAGCCAGGAGGGUCCAUUGUGUCAGCUGCGAAUUAGGGGGCAGAGGCCACCACCAUUCCCCUUUCCUGCCCUUGGCGGGAGACAGAGGCAUUGGCCACCAAGGGGCUUGCUGGUGGCCACAGAAAGGCCACGUCCUUCACGUGCUGCUUGGGCUCCUUACCGUGAAGGCAGAUGGCUACUUGCAAGACUGACUUCAAGGAAUCAAAUUGCCUGGAAGAACCGUGUAUUUUCCAUGACCUUUUCAGUCCUUCAGGCCUUUUUAAGAUCCACUGCAGGGGGCGCGUGCGAGAGUAUCCUCUGUGCUAUGUUUGCCUUCCUAUUAGGACAUGAAGGAAACCCAGCAAUUUACUGUCACGUGAACAGCCUGUAGAGUAAAGCUAAGCGCGGUCUGCUUCCCGAGACUGCUCCCAUCAAGAAUGGGACGGUGGGCCGAAAGGGAUCGACCAUGUCCGUAGCUUCUGCUGCUGUAUUAAAAGUGCUCCCCUCAGAGCCCCUCACCCCAUGUGGCACUGGCCUUUCUGAAGCAUCCCAGUGGGUUUUUCUGAGGCUCACUGGCGACUUGGACCCUAAUUGCAAUCUUCUGUGCUUUUAUCCUGGCUGUGAAGGAUCUAACGCUGCUCUGUCCUCCAAAGGGGAAAAAAGAUGCAUUUGUUUUGAGCAAUAAAGUAAUAUAAAAUGAUGGCCAUUCAUGUGCAGCUCUUCGUCACCUUGGGCAGGGUGAGCCAUGCUCCUCCCAGCCCAGCCGCCAGCUCCCCUGUCCCUGCUGCUCACAAGGGUUCUGCCCUUAUCACUGAGUCGCCUCUGGAGGCAGAUUCCCACUGAGUUUUUCCUCCCCAGGGGACCACUCAUGUGAUAGGAACUGUAGAUUCUGCCCCAUUGGGAGCAGCACAGCUGGUGGCCAGGCCCAGAGCCCAGGGCAGGGAGAUUGGCAGCAGGCGUGCCCCGCCGGAACCCGAGUGACCAGCAGACGAUGAGGCCUUGACAACACCAGAUUGAGUAUUUUCUACAUGUCAUUUCAUAACUGCUAUUUCAGAGGAGGUGGGUCACAGGUGAUUGUGUAAAUGGGACUUAAAGACAGAACAAAUAUAACAGGUGCUGUAUUAGUAACAGUCAGUGCCCCCCCCCCCCCCGAGCCCUCACAGUCAUUAAAAGAAGAUUUGGGGUUGUCGUAGCAUAGGCCCUUCUUAGGAGGAGGAACAGGUACUUAGCUCUGGGUGUGACCAGGUGGCCCCAGGUGUACAUAACAGCAGGGGCUAGGUCACAGCAGACACUCAGCGGUGUUGGGUCACAUGUGCUCACGCAUACCUCUCCUUUCCAAACUGCUGCUGCAGUUCAGGGCUGGAGUGUUCAGGCACCGACCUCCACCCACGUGCCCUGUGUCGAGUGAGCCAGCCAGACUGCAAGUCACCUGGAGGCCGGGAGGAAGGAGGAGAAACCCCAGGGCAUUGUACCAAGGACCUAAUUCCUUCCAGGGUCAUAAAUUUGCCUGGAAUGUUUUUAAAGUGUGAGAUGCACUCUUUUGUUGUACCAAAUAGGGCUCCCCACAAAGUGCUCUUCUGGAAGAGAUUCCCACCAGCAGCCCUGGUGUGAACGAAAGAAGUACCCAUGGAUGAAAUUGCACUUCCUAACAAAAAGAAACUUUAUAAAAGUUCGGGGUUUGUUUUUUUUCUGAUCCUAAAAGUAGCCCCAGAAAGAGCCUAAGCUUUGUUCAGAUAGAAGCCUCGAAAUUAUUCUGAAUCAUUUACUUCAUGAUGUUUACAUACACAUUUCACUUUAAAUAAAAGAAAAAUGGAAACUGACUUUUUAACAACUUUUCAGAUUUUUCAUGUGACAGUAGAACGCUAACUCACCGACUGGGUUAAACCUUAAUUUAGAAAUGUAUUUAUUUGUGUAGCCCCUGCACCUAACUCCCCGGGGCUCCCGAGAGCCUGGUAACGGAGGCCCCUCUUGCCCAGACUUUUGUCUGUUUCCCUGGUGGCUCUUGCUUCUAGCUUUGCAGAUGGCCCACAGCCAUGAUUUUGUCACUGACAUCAGUGAGCCAAAGACUGAGCCUUUUCGGCGGGAAUAAUAAGCAAUACUCUACAACUUGCUACUUUCAAAAAAACUUUUUCUUUUUUUAGCUUCACUGAUGACAACAGAGGAAAAAGGGAACUGGGAUCGGGGUAAGUUCUCCUCCGCUGUUUGACCAAAUUCUCAGUGAUAAAUAUGUGUGCAGAUCACUAGAGGAAAAACGUUGACUUUCUUUUUUUAGUGUGGCACAUAGGGAUCUGCAAAAUUUUCCGUAGAUAAAGGAAGGGUCUUGUGUAUUUUUGUCCAUAUCCAAUGUUAUAUGAACUAAAUUGUAUUGUUUUUAUACUGUGACCACAAAUAUUAUGCAAUGCACCAUUUGUUUUUUAUUUCAUUAAAGGAAGUUUAAUUUAAA